UGGAAUGAAUUAAACUGAAAACCAAACCAAAAAUGGAAUAAACACCCAUUCUUUUGUUAAUUAGGAGAUUAGCUUGGAAAAUUGAGUUGGUACUCCGGCUCCGGCCAAUCCCUCGGCAUUGAAUUGGUGGUUAUUGCUAAUCACCUCUUCAAUCAAAAUUCAACUAAUCCACCCACAAAUUUUGCAAUAAGAUUAGCAAAAAACAAAACUUUCCUAAAUUUCGAAAGGGUUUGUACUAUUUCUGAUUUUGAUUCAAUGUCAGUCUUGAAUCAGCUCUUCAAUCGGGGUGUUCUCGGCACGAGAUGCAAAACAUGCUUAAAUUUGGCAAUCUCCCGUAUCAAAUUGCUGCAAAAUAGAAGAGAUGCCCAACUCAAGCAGAUGCGCAAGGAGAUAGCCCAGUUUUUGCUGACUGGCCAAGAGGCCAUUGCCAGAAUCCGGGUGGAGCAUGUUAUACGAGAACAAAACAUAAGGGAGGCAUAUGAGAUUUUGGAAAUGUUCUGUGAAUUUGUUCUUGCACGUGUGCCCGUUCUUGAAAGUCAGAGACAAUGUCCUUCAGAGUUGCAGGAGGCUAUAGCAAGCAUAAUUUUUGCAGCUCCCAGGUGCUCCGAUUUGCCAGACCUCCUGCAAGUUAAAAACUUGUUCACUUCAAAAUAUGGAAAGGAAUUUAUUUCAGCUGUCUCUGAACUCCGGCCUGAUACUAGUGUUAACCGUACAAUAAUUGAGAAACUUUCUGUUAACGCUCCAUCUGGACAAUUAAAACUCAAGCUGCUGAAGGAAAUUGCAAAAGAGUUUAAUGUCAACUGGGACUCUUCAGAAACUGAAGUAGAAUUCCAGAAGAAACAUGACGAUCUCCUGGAUGGUCGGAGGACAAUACCUGUAGAUCAUUCACUUUCUGCACCUCUUAUCCAGGUGCUGCAUCGUAAUUCUUCGCCUUCUAAUGUAGCACAAUCUGUUACGCCUCCAAUUUCAACUGACAAACCAAGUAUACGAGCUCCCCAAACGUCUAGUCAUAAUGGCAACCGGGUUGUAUUGAGUUCCAAUGGGACAAGAGCAUCAAACCAAAAUAGCACAGGGGAAAGUUCUGUUAGUGACAGUAAUAUGGAUACAGGAUUAAAUUCUUCUGACAUCUUAGAGAAAGCCAGAGUAGCCAUUACCUCAGCAGAGCGUGCUUCAGCUGCAGCCAGAGCAGCUGCACAAUUGGCGAAUGUUAAUUUUGGAUCAUUGAAGGUAGAAGGGAAAUCUUGAACGAGUGUGUAUAUAAUUAUAUUGAGUUCUAUUGUAUUUUUGUGUCUUGUUGCAACUAGCGAGCUACUUACGAUCUGGAGCUGCACAUGUGAAUGAUCUGUCUUUUCUGGUGUGAAGGUUGCUGUCUUUCUCCCUUGAUUUAUUCUCUUUUGCAUGGUUGCUCAAGGCUUGUGUAUUUAUAGCAAAUCUCUAAUUCAUGAAUAUUGAAUCCUUGGAUUUGCAGGAGAAGUUUGUUGUGCAGUUAAUUGUACUUGUAAUUGAAAGCUUUCUCAUUAGUUUGAUAUCAGCGAGCUUGCUUCUUCAGUGCAGGACAAUGUAGAAAAGAUCAUUUUUAUUUCA
Chenopodium quinoa (quinoa) is the source of this 1584-nucleotide messenger RNA. Its product is annotated as IST1 homolog. NCBI's taxonomy places the organism in Eukaryota, Viridiplantae, Streptophyta, Magnoliopsida, Caryophyllales, Amaranthaceae. The record is from RefSeq and is a predicted model, not a curated record. The transcript is spliced from 6 exons. Gene Ontology annotation, biological process: protein transport. The coding region runs from base 256 to 1245 and encodes 329 amino acids.